CAUUUAUUUCUUCUUUUUUAUUAUUUAUUAUUUUGGUCUAUAUUAAAAACUAUAAUGGAUGGCAGAAUCCAGUCUCACAAUUCAUCCAUGCCUCUAGUGUCCAGGUUGGAUCAUUUGGAUUUCAUUGUAAGUUUAAUCAAUUUCUCUGCACUCAUUAUUAUUUAAAAUUUUCUAUAUUUUAUUAGCAAUAUCAUGGAAAUUAUUAUCCUUUGCUACUCACCCUUUUAAUUAAUUAUUUUGUUAUUUUAUUUUUUAUUUUUGGAAUAUUUGGGGUGUGACCUAAAGAUGAAGUAUCUGGAAAGAAAACAAAAGUUUGCAAAAUUGGGUAGCAAUGGUUCGAGUGGUGCAAAAUUGAAGGGGCAAUGCCUGCCAAUGGAUUUGGCAUUGAAGGAGACUUACUUCAAAGGCUCACUCUUGGAUCGAGUGGCAGCUCUUGAACAUAGGCUUUUUCAGUUGUGCUUAGAGAUGGAUUCAAGCAGCAGCUCAUCAUGCACUUCUACACAAGCAUCAGGGAAUACCUAUUGGAGCCAUGGAUCCAAGGGGGAAUCAUCUUGCUCAUUCCCAACUUUCACCUCCAAUCCCUAUCAAGGUCACAAUAAAAGAAUAUCCCAAGUCCAUGCCACCAGGCUUGAAAUUGAGGAACAACCUGAUGGAGAGCACCCAGACCAGAAGCCUCCAACUACUUGUUCUGCUCAAACCCAACUUAUUAAGAAGAAGAAGAAGAACCAGACCAGCAAAGAUGAAAAUCCUUGCCCAAAUGGGAAGAAGAAAACCUCUUCCAAUUGGCCAUACUUGAAAUUAUUAGGCUGCUAGUCCCACUACUAUUUCUUUACCCUAUUUUCACCUGUUUUAAAUAUUUUAUUUUUUAUAAAUAUCUUCCUUGGAAACUUAUGCUUGUUAUCAAUAAUCAGCUGCUACAAAACAAAAACAUUAUAAAACUU
Molecule: messenger RNA, 941 nt
Organism: Prunus persica (peach)
Lineage: Eukaryota; Viridiplantae; Streptophyta; Magnoliopsida; Rosales; Rosaceae
Exons: 3
Coding region: 286-813 (175 amino acids)
Source: RefSeq, a predicted model, not a curated record